UGUUUCCGUCUCUCUCCUGCGGCGUCAAAGCAGCAGCUUCUCCCCCCCCCCGGACUUCACCGGCCGACUUCUCCCCCCCCGCGUCAGGUUGUUCAUCGUCCCGCCUGUGAGCCGGGACACCGAGGAGGUUAAAGAUGGGUCUCACGAUCUCCAACAUGUUCACCAAACUGUUCGGGAAGAAGCAGAUGAGGAUACUGAUGGUGGGUUUGGACGCAGCUGGAAAAACGACGAUCCUGUACAAACUGAAGCUCGGAGAGAUCGUCACCACCAUCCCGACCAUCGGGUUUAACGUGGAGACAGUGGAGUAUAAGAACAUCUGUUUCACAGUGUGGGACGUCGGAGGUCAGGACAAGAUCCGACCUCUCUGGAGACACUACUUCCAAAACACACAGGGUCUGAUCUUCGUGGUGGACAGUAACGACAGAGAGAGAGUCACAGAGUCGGCAGAGGAGCUCUCCAAGAUGCUCCAGGAGGAUGAGCUGAAGGACGCCGUUAUCCUGGUGUUUGCCAACAAACAGGAUCUUCCCAACGCCAUGGCGGUCAGCGAACUCACGGACAAACUGGGUCUGCACGGCCUGCGCAACAGGACUUGGUACGUUCAGGCUACCUGUGCGACUCAGGGGACGGGUCUAUACGAGGGUCUUGAUUGGUUGUCCACUGAGCUGUCCAAACGUUAGAUCACCUCACAGGAAGCAGCUGUGUGAUGUCAUCAACCGAAUUCACCACAAAUGAAGAAGACAAGGAGGGGGAGGAGUUUUAAAGGACUGAUCUUGUUUUUUUUUUUGUUUUUUUUAAAUUAUAAAUGUGUCUUAGAGGAAGUGAUGUCAUGGACUCUGAGCUCACCUUGAUUUCCCAUCAUGCUCUUCUUCUCUUGUUCCUGCAGACUUU
Molecule: messenger RNA, 888 nt
Organism: Labrus bergylta (ballan wrasse)
Lineage: Eukaryota; Metazoa; Chordata; Actinopteri; Labriformes; Labridae
Product: ADP-ribosylation factor 4
Biological process (GO): vesicle-mediated transport; intracellular protein transport
Cellular component (GO): plasma membrane; cytoplasm
Molecular function (GO): GTPase activity; GTP binding
Source: RefSeq, a predicted model, not a curated record